GUUAUUUGUACUGAAAGUCUGUGACAGGAUGAGGAAAGUUCGUCUACAUAUCGGCGGCUGAAAAGUGGGCCGGUGGGCGACCAAUCAAAACGACGGUAACAUCGGGAUGGAAACAUGGCGGUCGAGGUGCUGCUACAGAAAGGAUGGCACCUAACACCGGAUGGGCUUGAAGAAUGCAAACAGAAUGGGAAUAAGAGCGCCGAUGCUGUAAUUAAGGCAGCUCAAAAUAUUGACCUGAGAGACAUUGGGGAAAGGUUUCUUCCAGAUGACAUUAAUAGGGGCAAGGUUGACUACGUUCAAGGACCAUGUGUGCUACAAAUCCAGAAAUUGCGGAAUGUAUCUGCCCCCAAAGAGAAUGAAGAUUCUCAGGGGGCUCCUCGACUGCUGAAGCUCACACUAACAGAUGGUCAUCAAAACUGUGGGGCUGUGGAGAUAGAGUCAUUGGACAAGAUCAGUCUGAAUACCCCUCCAGGCAGCAAAGUUCAGCUGUUAGGAACUGUUCAGAUUGAGCAUGGCUUUUUACUGCUGAACAACAAGAACACGAGGUUUGUGGGAGGAACUGUGGAAAAGAUGGUGGAAAGCUGGAAGCUAAAAAGGAGCCUAGCUAAGCAGUCGAGGGUUGUAACAUCAGGGGAAGGUGCACCUCCGCCAUUUAUACCGUUCGGACAGAGAAUCACCCAUGACAAGCAGCCCACCAAUAGGCGAGAAAAUUUCAAGUCGUUGGAAGUAGGUAAGGAGAAGAAGGAAGAAGAUGGGGAGUUUGAGCAACAGAGACAGGCCACAAUAGCAGAAGCUCUACAGAACCAGAAAGUCAAGACUUUUGGUGGCAUGGGAAAACAGCUAAUUCAAGACAAAGAUGUUGCAAAGAUUGUGGAGAUGGGAUUCAGCUCAGAAGAGGCCAUGUGCGCUCUGAAACAGAACCAGGGAAACCCUGAACUAGCUAUCAAUGCUCUCCUGUCAAGAAAUGUGGCCGGGGUUGGUGGCCAGAGGGGGCGGGGCUAUCAGAGAGGCCCAGCCAAUCAGGACAGGCAGGAGAGAUCAGAGCGAGGUGACAGGUCAGACAGAUCUGAGAGAAGUGAUCGGUCAGACUCUAGGCAAGGUGGCCGUGGAAGGAGGAAUACCACAAAUAAAGAGAAUGAAGUGGAGGAUUUGGCUCCUACUAGGCCCUCUGGACCAGCGACUUUGUUUGACUUUCUGGAAACUAAAAUGACAAUAAAGGAUGAUCCUAAAACAGACACCAAAGAAUCAUCAACCAAAUCAGUGCCCUCCACCCGCUCUGAGGGUCAGGGUUAUCAGGGAAGGGCUCAGUCAGCCUAUACCAGCAAAACUCAGUCCCACACUAGCGGCAAGUUCCCCGACCACCGGCCUCAGGGUCAGGGCUUCUCCCAGAACAGACGUCAAAACCUUCCCCCACGGCUGGCUAACAAGUACAACAGGGAGGCAGACAUGAGCUCAGGACGGCCCUCCCAACAGAGGGCUAGCAGCGGGUACCACGGUAAACAGACAGACGGCAGCCAGGCAGACAGAACCAGUUACACCAGCAGUCGUAACCACUACAGCAGUGGCACAGACAGAAAUAGUUACUCAGACAGAAAUAAUUACGGCGGAUCAGAGAGGAGUAACUACAGCUCAGACAGAAAUAAUUACGGUUCUGAGAGAAAUAAUUACGGAUCAUCAGAUCGUAGUAGUGGUGGAUCAGAAAGAAACAGUUACAGUGGAUCAGACAGGAACAGUAACAGGGAUCGCUCUGGUCGUGAUCGUGGCACAAAUAGCGCUGCCAGCAGCGGCAGCGAUCGCUCUCAGGGCAGAACAAAUUCUUACCGGAAGCCGGACUUCUCCAAUCCCCCGCCUACGCUGGCCUACGAGACAGGUCAAAGUUCGCAGUACUCUAGCGGCCAGUACGGGUACCCGGCAGGGAAUCCCGGUCAGUCUUACCGUCCUAACACAGUUUCCUACGGCACUAACUACAACAAUGUUCCAGGGCAGAAUGACUGGGGGCAAACCCAGGACUUCCAAUCAGACAUGUCUUCACAUGGCUAUGUGCAGAAUAAUUGUGAGAGAGGCACACCAAAGUGGCGCAGGGGAGAUAAAUGUUUAGCGCAGUACAGUGGUGAUGGUCAGUUUUACAAUGCUGUGAUAGAGGCUUUGAGCAGAGAACUGCCCACAUGUGUGGUCACAUUCACAGAGUAUGGUAACUCUGAAGAAGUGUCCUUAGACAGUCUCAGACCAGUCCCAAAAUAUACACGGACGGAGGGCAACUGGCAGAGUGGAGGAACAUCCAAAGUCUACUCCAGCCAUCCAAUGAAGCACCAUCACCACCAGUCCGGGAUGGUCGUCCCACAAGGUAUGGCAUAUGCCCCACCCAUAGCUGGAGAUGAAUCUCUGUUUGCUGCCAAUCACAUCACCACCAUGGAGUUCAGGCGGGGAGGGGGAGGUAACUCCUACCAGAAAAGACCAGAUAGACAGGGAACAGGACGGAACCAGCCGUUCUACUCUAAUGCAGGAGGGCAAAGUCAAGUUCCUACAUCUCAUUACUGAUAUAUGACUAUAAUGAAAUAGCAUGCAGCAAUAUUUUAAUGAUUCUGUAUCACAAGUGAAAUCAUGGUUAUGUGAUUAUAGUUUGAUUAAAAUUAUCAUAAUAUUA
Messenger RNA from Liolophura sinensis, 2644 nucleotides. RefSeq names its product tudor domain-containing protein 3-like. Gene Ontology annotation, molecular function: RNA binding; protein binding. Bases 115 to 2538 code for a protein of 807 amino acids. The record is from RefSeq and is a predicted model, not a curated record. Gene Ontology annotation, biological process: mRNA processing. Lineage: Eukaryota; Metazoa; Mollusca; Polyplacophora; Chitonida; Chitonidae. Gene Ontology annotation, cellular component: nucleus; cytoplasm. The transcript is spliced from 13 exons.